AUGGAGAUUACCUAUUUUUGUCUAUUAUAUACUUUUUUAAUUUCAGGAACUCCAUACUACUAUCAUAAAGAUACAAGGGAAGCUCGUUGGGAUUUGCCUCCAGGUGAAGAAUUGAUUGAUCUCAAUGCUGUUGUUGCAAACAAUGAAGAUUCAUUGCAAAAUCCACUACUUUUACAACACCGUAGAGCCGAGUUCAAACGCCAGGUGUCUGCGUUGGUUGCAAAAUGUAUCGAAGCAUAUCGCAAGCGUUUCUUCCCCAAUCCAAACGAGUAUAGUGGCUUCUUGCGCAAGAUCACACACAAAGUUUUGGACAGUCAAGAAGGAAACAAGGAGCUUUUAUUUAAUAUUCAAGUCCAGAAGAAUACACGCCGCUUAGUCGAUGAUUAUAUUAAGCACUUCAAAGUGCGAGAAUCUAGUGCUGGAUAUCAAGUUCCAAUUUAA
Molecule: messenger RNA, 441 nt
Organism: Meloidogyne enterolobii
Lineage: Eukaryota; Metazoa; Nematoda; Chromadorea; Rhabditida; Meloidogynidae
Source: the annotation of a GenBank genome assembly